This is a messenger RNA of Oxyura jamaicensis (ruddy duck), 3997 nucleotides long. RefSeq names its product VANGL planar cell polarity protein 2 (gene VANGL2). The record is from RefSeq and is a predicted model, not a curated record. Gene Ontology annotation, biological process: multicellular organism development; establishment of planar polarity; Wnt signaling pathway, planar cell polarity pathway. Bases 690 to 2102 code for a protein of 470 amino acids. Lineage: Eukaryota; Metazoa; Chordata; Aves; Anseriformes; Anatidae. The transcript is spliced from 6 exons. Gene Ontology annotation, cellular component: plasma membrane.
CUCUGCUGCCUGCCUCCACGUUUUAACUGGGAAGGGAUCAAAAAGGGGACGUCUCACUUCCACGCCUGCGUGGCUUUGGUGAAAAAAAGAACGGGGCCAGGUCGGCCACGCUCCGGGUUCGUGCCUGCUCCCGGUCCUGUGUUCAUAUGGCACGGGCUGCGCUGGCUGCUGGGGUCCGGCGCCUGCCUGGGAUUGUGCUGGUGAAGCUGGAGGUUGCGUGGGGAGGUUUUACAAGCAGGAAAUCCAUCUGAAAACAGAAAACAAAACAAAACAAAAUGGCAAAAAAAAGCCAGGAAAAAAUAAAAGACUAAGGUUUAAGAAACUGCCCCGUCCCCCUGGCAGAGACGCAUACCCCAAAACGGACCGAUGGCGAGCCAGCACGCGGCCACGAGCCCCGAUCGCCGGCGAUCUCGCCCUGCCCUGGCGCUGGAGCAGGCAGCGGCAGCCGGCGCGGAGGAGGCGGCAGCGAGGGUGUGUUGGGACGGCGGCCGGGCAUGUUGGCUCUGGCCCUGCUAAUGAGGGGAUUUGCCUGGAAACAGGAUGCCUUCCACUUGCAAAGCCGCUCUCGCCCGCGUCGUGCGCAGCGGGGCGGAGAGGUGGAGCACGGCGCGGGGAGCCUCCGACGGGGAUUUCCUAGAGGGUCCCGGCCGAUUCGCCGUCCCCCCCACCCCCCCGGCCCCGGCUGCUAAAUGGGGGUGAUGGCACCGGUCACCACACCGGGCUUGGAGGAUGACAACUGGGGCGAGACCACCACGGUGGUGACGGGGACGUCGGAGCACAGCAUCUCGCACGAUGACAUUACGCGCAUCACCAAGGACAUGGAGGACAGCGCCCACCUGGACUGCUCCCGGCACCUGGGCGUCGCGCUGGCCGGGGCGCUGGCGCUGCUCGCCUUCCUCACGCCCCUCGCCUUCAUGCUCCUGCCCCAGCUGCUGUGGCGGGAGGAGCUGGAGCCCUGCGGGACGCCCUGCGAGGGGCUCUUCAUCUCGGUGGCCUUCAAACUCCUCAUCCUCCUGCUGGGCAGCUGGGCGCUCUUCUUCCGCCGCCCCAAAGCUUUCUUCCCGCGCGUCUUCGUCUUCCGGGCGUUGCUCAUGGUGCUCGUCUUCCUCCUCGUCGUCUCCUACUGGCUCUUCUACGGCGUGCGCAUCCUGGACUCGCGGGACCGCAACUACCAGGGCAUCGUGCAGUACGCCGUCUCGCUGGUGGACGCGCUGCUCUUCGUGCACUACCUGGCCGUGGUGCUGCUGGAGCUGCGCCAGCUCCAGCCCCAGUUCACGCUCAAGGCCGUGCGCUCCACCGACGGGGCCAGCCGCUUCUACAACGUCGGGCACCUCAGCAUCCAGCGAGCGGCCGUCUGGAUCCUGGAGAACUAUUACCACGAUUUCCCAGUCUACAAUCCUGCCCUCCUCAACCUGCCAAAAUCCGUCCUGUCCAAGAAAAUGUCCGGGUUUAAAGUCUAUUCCCUUGGCGAGGAAAACAGCACAAACAACUCCACGGGGCAGUCCCGGGCCGUCAUCGCCGCGGCUGCCCGCAGGCGCGACAACAGCCAUAACGAGUACUACUACGAGGAGGCAGAGCACGAGCGCAGGGUGCGGAAACGCCGCGCCAGGCUCGUGGUGGCGGUGGAAGAAGCCUUCACCCACAUCAAGCGGCUGCAGGAGGAGGACCAGAAGAACCCGCGGGAGAUCAUGGACCCGCGCGAGGCGGCCCAGGCCAUUUUCGCCUCCAUGGCCCGGGCCAUGCAGAAGUACCUGCGCACCACCAAGCAGCAGCCCUACCACACCAUGGAGAGCAUCCUGCAGCACCUCGAGUUCUGCAUCACCCACGACAUGACGCCCAAGGCGUUCCUGGAGCGGUACCUGAGCGCCGGGCCCACCAUCCAGUACCACAAGGACCGCUGGCUGGCCAAGCAGUGGACGCUGGUCAGCGAGGAGCCGGUGACGAACGGCCUGAAGGACGGGGUGGUCUUCGUGCUGAAGCGCCAGGACUUCAGCCUGGUGGUGAGCACCAAGAAGAUCCCGUUCUUCAAGCUCUCGGAGGAGUUCGUGGACCCCAAGUCGCACAAGUUCGUCAUGAGGCUGCAGUCGGAGACCUCCGUGUGAGCUGACGAGGGGUGGAGAGGGGCCGGGGGGGCCACCCCGCCUCGUCCUCCCCGCCUCUGCCCAGGCUCAGCGAGGCCGCGGCCGGAGGGCAGGACUGCGGCAGGCACCUGGAAGCAGUGCCCGCGCCUGGCCCCGCCACCAACCCGUGGCCACCGCUCGCCCUCCGGCUCGGGUCCCCGUCGGGCGAGCCGAGCCCCUUCCUCCUCGUCCCCGCGCCCCCCGAAACCCAGGUCCUUGUAGCAAUCCCCCAGGAGGCGCAUCCAGCGCAGGACGGUGUCGCGGCCGGGAAGGCGACGGCGUCCCUCGGUGCCAUAACUCAAGGGCUAACCCUCCGUUGAAUUUCCUUCACCAGCGUCUUUCCAGCGCGGCCGGGUCUGGCGGACCCCCUGCGCAUCCCCGUUUUCUACCUGGCGACUGUCCUGCCUCUGGCCUUAAAACACCGCCCGGCGUCCGGGGCUGGUUUUUAAAUAAUCGAGACUUUUGGAGUAUUUUGCAAACACCUCUGCGAUCUCUGGCUGCUAUGAACGCCCUCCCCGGCCGCCGGGGAAGGACCCGAAGCGGCGAUGCUGCCGCGGGCAGGUCCUCGCCUCCCUGCCGUUUUCCACGCUCGGCUCUUAACAAAAGCAAGAGAAAGUUGGGGUUUUAAGGCAAAAAGCAGCUUUUCGGCGGCAGUGCGUGUGCCCGCGAGGAGGUCGGCGUCCCCGCAGCCCACCCUGCCAGCUCCGGGCACGGGGGGGGGAGCUUUGCACCGUUCCUGCAGGGUUGUGGGAUUUGGGGGGCACAGCACCCUAUAGCUUGCUGCAGGACGGCCCUAAGCACCCCUCGGGCUCCGGUGCUGGCCUCGGGUGGCUUCUUUGCGAAGGGUUUUGGUUCACCCAGGUCUGAAAUCUGUGUCCUGCGGUGGAGGUGGGGACGUGGUGGCCCCCGGGGGUGGGGGGGCUGAGCGAGGGGACCCCGCAGCGCUCAGACCCGCGCUGCCAGCGCCGUGGGGCACCGAGCGCCCGCAGGGUCCCCGUGCCCACAGACGUUUUUGCCUUCCCUUGGUUUUGUUAAGGUUGCAAAUACCUCAUGGGUUUUUUUGUUGUUGUUUUGUUUUGUUUUUUUUAAGUCUUUCAUCUGGCUUUUGUGCUGGGGGGGGGGGCGGGGGGCUCACGGGGGUGACCGCAGCAUCCCGAGCCGUUUGGUGGCGAGAGCUGCCCAAUUCCCUCGCCGUGACGCACACACGUCCCACCCCAAGGGGGCUGGGGGGCUUCCCCAGUAAAUCCCAGUAACAGAGAGAGGCUCCCCACUGGAUUUCAAGGGCUCUCCCAGCACGAGCUUGUGGGGGGACGCGGCGGGGGGUGGGGGGGGGCACCACCUUUCCCAAUUCCCAGGAAAUCUCCAUUUUCCUGGAGUUUCUGUGUCUUUAUAGCCCCGCCAGGUCCCCGCAGUGCCAGCGUCCGUCCCGCGCCAGCUUCCAGUCCCGUUUACACCAGCACCGCCGCGCCGGAGCCCCCCCGGGUGCCGGAGCCCCUCGGGGGGAGUGGGGGGGGGGGUUGGUGCCGCCGGGAGCCCGUUUUGGGGGUGUUUUACUGCAAAAAGACUUCAGUGAGUGAGAGUGGAUGUUGUAGGCUGGGGGGGGGCCGGAGGGGCGGAUUUUCCACUUGGAGUUUAAGAAGAAUUCACCUUUUUUCGUUCUUUUUAUUUUUUUUUUUCCGCAGAGCCGAGCCCUUGUGCAUGCGUGUAGAAAAUUGUAAAAUGUAAAAUUGUUUUUUAAUAUAUAAAAAGCUUGUUUUUACAGUUUGCAGUGGAUCGAAGCAUUAUGGCAGUGUUAGGAAGUCGGUUUUUUGUCUUUUUUUUUUUUCAUAGAGGAUCUAAAUUUUUUUUUUUUUUAAUAAAAUAAACCCGUUGGAAAA